GCCGCCCGCAGGGGCGGAUGGCUGCGGGGGGGCUGCUGUGCGCGGCCAGCGGGCUGUGCGCGCUGCUCACCGCCACCGCCACCGACUUCUGGCUGAGCCCGCGGGGACAAGGAGACGCGAUCGGACUGUGGCGGCUCUGCACCGCGGGGGGGCACUGCGGGACGCCCCCCGGUCCGCCCGGUACGGAAUGGCACCGCUGCCAACGGCACGAGCUGUGCGCGGCCUCAGCUGCGCUGUGCUGUGUUGGUCUCAGCUGCACUAUGUUGGGUUGGGUCCUUGCUGUGAUGAUCUCUGUGUGCGGCCCCUGUGCAGUUCUCAUGUCCCCAUUCUCUGCCCCCACAGUGAUUUGGGACGCCACGCGGGCGCUGAUGCUGCUGGCCUUGCUGGCUGCUGCUGUUGGUUUCGCCGUGGGGCUGUCGGCCACCGGUGGUGCUGCAUGGAGGGCGCGUGCCCGCACGGCUGGGAUCACCAUGCUGCUGGGUGGUGUUCUGGCACUGCUGGGGCUGGCAAUGUGCACGGCAGGAGCACGGGGCACCGCCUGGCGCUUCUCCUGGUCCUACAUCCUGGGUUGGGUCGGCGUCAUCCUCAUCGGCUCUGCAGGGCUCUUCCAUCUCUGUGCCGCCGCUAAAGAUCAGUCGUCCCCAGAGAGCUCCGAAACGGGGAACUGA
Molecule: messenger RNA, 668 nt
Organism: Phasianus colchicus (ring-necked pheasant)
Lineage: Eukaryota; Metazoa; Chordata; Aves; Galliformes; Phasianidae
Source: RefSeq, a predicted model, not a curated record